Molecule: messenger RNA, 1251 nt
Organism: Kockovaella imperatae
Lineage: Eukaryota; Fungi; Basidiomycota; Tremellomycetes; Tremellales; Cuniculitremaceae
Product: Alpha/Beta hydrolase protein
Exons: 15
Coding region: 209-1168 (319 amino acids)
Biological process (GO): proteolysis
Cellular component (GO): cytoplasm
Molecular function (GO): aminopeptidase activity
Source: RefSeq, a predicted model, not a curated record
CGGUCGGUUACUAUCUGAGCUCCUUCAUAGCCUGAUCCUUGACACCAGUCAGCCUGCCAAUGGCUCCCGUGCAUGUGAUUGCCAACCAUAACCCGUGAUCACCUGCUGCCGCUGCCCGGCUGUUGCCGCGGGUCCCGAAAACUCCGGCUCGGACCACAUCUUUGACGUUGACUAGUAGGUGUGGUAGUGUCUGCAGAUUCAAUCCACCAUGCCGUACGAUCCAGUCAAACCCUAUCAUGAGGACUAUAUAAAAGUGUCCGAUCUGCACACCCUCUACUACAUGCAAUGUGGGAAUCCGGAGGGUAAACCAGUCGUCUUCCUACAUGGUGGUCCUGGUGGAUCUGUCGGAGAAAGCGACACAGUGUUCUUCAAUCCUGACAUUUAUCGUGUGAUCUUAUUCACUCAACGCGGAGCAGGGAAGAGCAAACCGAUAGGAGAGAGACGCGAGAAUACAACUUGGGAUCUGGUGGACGAUAUCGAAAAGAUUCGCAAAUUGUUAAAGAUCGAGACUUGGCUAGUAUUUGGAGGAUCAUGGGGCUCGACACUGGCGCUGGCAUACGCACAGACGCAUCCUGAACAGGUGACUGGGUUGAUCCUGAGAGGAAUCUAUACUAUCAGAGAUGAAGAGAGCGAAUUCUUGUGGUUGACAGGGGCGAAGAAUUUCUACCCCGAUGAAUGGAAAGCAUUCGCAUCGCUCGUCCCUGAACAUCGACGGACAUCGAUGACGGAAUUUGCCAAAGCUUACAAAGAGCUGUUCGACAACCCGGACGACUCGAUCAGUCUGAAUGCUGCAAAGGCUUGGAGUCGUUACGAAUCUCAAGUUUCUCGAUUGGUUCCUGAUCCAAAGAGCAUUGCACAAGCUGAUCAUGAUCUGGAUUGGGCGAGGUCAUUCGCAUUGAUUGAAUGUCACUACGCCUUGAAUCAUGGAUUCAUGCCUCACGGUCAUCUCCUGAGCGAAGCACAAAUCGCGAAAAUACGACAUAUCCCAUGUGUGAUCGUCCAAGGCCGAUACGAUGUCGUUUGUCCCCCAUACACCGCGUACGAAUUACGUGAUGUUUACGGGGAUAAGUUGACAUUACACGUCGUCUCUGAAGGCGGACAUUCGCCCAAAGAGCCUGCCAUGUGUGCGCAAUUGACCAAGGUGAUGGACGAGUUCAAGGGUCUUUAGAGAGGAAGCGGAUUCAUUGUUUGGGUCUGAGAAGAAAUAAAUUCGAGAUACUUGUCGAUGUCUACUCUGCAUUCUUGCGAACC